Dicrocoelium dendriticum is the source of this 1032-nucleotide messenger RNA. The record is from the annotation of a GenBank genome assembly. NCBI's taxonomy places the organism in Eukaryota, Metazoa, Platyhelminthes, Trematoda, Plagiorchiida, Dicrocoeliidae.
AUGUACUCAACUACAUCUGAUGCGUAUCACAAAUCGCUUGAUGGACAUAUGGUCCCAAAAGAGGCCGUCGGAUUUCAACUAGUCAUGCAUAACCUGAUUUCCUCUCUGUUUGCAUCUUUGUUGGUUACUCUCCCGCACGUCCAGGCGCUCCAUCAGUUUUGCACAUUUCCUCAUAUGACGCUCAAGAGUAUUGCUGAGCAAGAAGGGGGUCCGACAGUAUCGACAGCACAGUUCAACUCCGGUGGUUCCGGGCUCACCGUGAGUUCGCAUGUGUCGAGUCAACUUGGAAGACUGAGCACACGCAUAUGGGCAAAGCUUGCAAUGAUACGGUUUCUCGCCUGUGUGACUCCUUCGAUGUACCGUAAGGUUGCUGCAAUUCCGGAAUACUUUACCACAGAAUGCACAUUUGCCUCAUCUGUUCGUCGUAGCGGAAGAGCGUCGGUUGUUGGUGUUUUGAUGCGUGUUCGGUCUGCGUACCUUCAGUGCCGCAUUCAGCUUGGCUGACAAGCCGAUGUCUGCGGAACCGGUAUUUACAUGAGAGAAUGUGGUGGGAAGUUGGUCUAGCACUGGCUCUGUUCCGAGACAUGUUGCACCGGAAAGCCCACGCGUGUUGUCUAUACUGAGUCCAUAGUCGAUGUGGUGGCCACUGUGAUCGCUCUUCCACAGAUUACCUUGGGGAUACAGUCCCUGGAAGAAUGAGAUCCCCUGCCGUGGACUUCUGCUUUGACUUGCCAUACAAAUCUGACUCUUUGGUAAGGUGUUCCUAGACAUGACAAUCUUCGGACUUUGUUCCCAGGAUUGGAACAUUUUCAGAUAGACAUCGAAUAGUACGGGAAAGGUGAAUUUCCCAUGGGUUAACUCUGGUUCAUUGAGAUCCGUAACCGGCCCACUUAUUGGAACAUUGUCUCUGUUGGAUGGCGUGUCGGCAAGAUCGGACAAUUUUCCAUGGAAAACUGCCGCUUGUUGCUUGUGGUUCGCUAACCAACACCCGUCGAGACGCUGAUGACGAUGUUCAUUUGAUUUCGCUUGCAG